Bombus huntii is the source of this 1317-nucleotide messenger RNA. RefSeq names its product lipase 3-like. The transcript has 8 exons. Bases 1 to 1317 code for a protein of 438 amino acids. Gene Ontology annotation, molecular function: hydrolase activity, acting on ester bonds. The record is from RefSeq and is a predicted model, not a curated record. Gene Ontology annotation, biological process: lipid metabolic process. Lineage: Eukaryota; Metazoa; Arthropoda; Insecta; Hymenoptera; Apidae.
AUGCGCUACUUUGUUUGCACAAAUACAUCUGGCAAUGAUUCUUUAUAUAAGUCUAUGAAACAAUUCGAAUUGCUUGAAGACGUACUGCUCACGAUGAUGUUCAAGAUAUGUAUUUUAUAUUGCGCGUUGCCGGUGAUUUUAGGAGGGCCAUUUACAGGACAGCAGCAUGAACCAAAUCACAUCACUAAUACCGCAUCUGAGUUUAAUGUUCUAACUCCUAAAGAACUCGCAGAAAAAGCGGGAUACAUAGCCGAAACUCAUCGAGUCGUCACAGAGGAUCGGUAUAUUUUGCAACUGGAUAGAAUCGUAGGAUCGGACAAAAUACCUCCAUCUGACGAUAAGAUAGCUGUAUUAUUUGUCCAUGGUGUUUUUGAUUGCUCGGCUUCGUGGCUUUUGUCAGGUCCUGAAAAGAGUUUAGGUUUCAUAUUAGCAGAUUGGGGAUACGAUGUAUGGUUGGGUAAUGUGCGUGGCAACAGGUACUCACAAAACCACUUGGAUUGGACUGUUUCAGAGCCAGAUUUUUGGAUGUUCAGUUGGCAUGAAAUUGGAGUGUACGAUCUGCCAGCGAUGAUCGACCAUAUCCUCACUCAAACAAAAAAAGAGAAAAUCUUCAUCAUAUCACAUAGCCAGGGUGGUACGUCGUUCUUUGUAAUGGCUAGCGAACGGCCAGAGUAUCAAGAGAAGAUUAUCGCUUCUUUUGCUUUGGGUCCAGCAGUCUUCAUGUCCAGGACAAAAAGUCCUCUAUUCCAUGUUUUGGCUCCUUUUUCCAACGAUAUCAAUUUCAUAACAGAUUUGAUAGGCAUGUAUGAAUUCAAACCAUCGGAUAAACUCAUACAGAUGCUUGGAACAAUUGUGUGUGAUAAAGAAGCACUUUUGCAACCAAUAUGUAAAAACAUCGUAUUCUUGUGUGCUGGCUUCAGUAAAGAACUUAAUACGACUCUAUUGCCUGUUAUUGUGCAAUAUGAUCCUGCUGGUUCAUCUGUUAGGCAAAUCGUACAUUAUGGACAAUUGAUUAGUUCAGGCAAGUUCCGGAAAUUUGACUACGGCCUUGUCGGCAACAUGAAAAGAUACGGUACGAUACAUCCUCCUGAUUAUAAUUUGGCCAACGUUAAGCUACCAGUGUAUUUGCAUUAUAGUGCCAGUGAUAUGUAUACCGAUGUUCAGGACUUGCAUCAAUUGUACAGAGCACUACCCAAUGCUCAGAAAUUGUUAGUUCCAUCCGACAGCUUUGGGCAUAUUGAUUUCUUAUGGGGCAAGCAUGUAGAUGCUUGGGUAUACAAUGAAAUUUUAAGUCUCAUGGAAACUCACAAAAAAUGA